UUGAAGUGUGGAAUAAAUUAUGGAUUAUUGAUUUGUUAUAAAUAUAAUUAUUACUGGUUAAAAAAUGUCCUAGCUUUUGGAUCCUCUAUGAUCUUUCUACGGAGCCCUAGGGCUCUGCGGAACACCAUUUAGGAACCGUUGCUCUAGUGAUGUAUUAAUUUUAUGUAAUUUCCAAACAUCUCUGACUCGAUAUACAUGAAUGUUGUUCGCUACGAGUUAUGUUUACUGCAAAAUGAUGAAAAGAGAACACCAUUUAGGAACCGUUGCCCUAGUGAUGCAUUAAUUUUAUGUAAUUUCCAAACGUCUCCGAUUCGAUAUACAUGAAUUUUGUUCGCUACUAGUUAUGUUUACUACAAAAUGCCCCACGACGAAUUGACGCAGAGCUGUAUGUAUUCUACCAAACUUGUAACGCGAAAUGGAUGUUACAACAGCUACAUGCCGGGCGAUCUGUGCACGCGAUGUGACGAGCUAUGAAGAAAAACUUCAUUCAUUGCCAGAAACUAUGCAGGAUAAACAACUAUCUGUAUUUCCAUCCAUCUCAACUGGAGGAGAGUCCCUGUUUUUAGAGUAGGCGGAGUUAGAUGACGUUUUAACUCAGUUGCUUUUUCGUCUUCCAAAUCCACAUCUUGACUAGCCAUAUAGGCACACCUGUCUUUCCAGUGACUAUUGCCAGGUCGUCUCGCUCAUAAAACGGAAGACCUGCUUUACUUCCCCCCAAUAACCAGUCCUUUUUACAUUCUCGAAUUCAUUUUUCCACCAACUAUUCCAAUCUUAUUACCUGCUGACGGAUAUAUGUAAAUUUGUGACACCUGGAUAAUUCCCAUACCUUUGACGUUGCAGUGCAAAUUUCGAAAAUUUUGCUUGUGUUCCUCGUUUGGUGUUUUAAAGUGUUGUGAAUUCUGUUCGGACCCUGUGUAUAGUGGCUGUACAACUGUUUUUAUUGGAUAAUGGAAUAGCAUCUUAAAAGUUCAAGGUGAAGGGAUAUUUCCGUUACGUCAUUCAACAGCAGAGGAAGUUGAAUUAUCCGUGUAUGCAUCAUCUGAUGUGAGUUGUGAAAUCGAGCGCGUGGCAGCGGCCGUCUUCAAAUAUGUCGGAGAUUCGGCCCACCAGCUGGCCAUGUUCCUUUUGGAAUGCGUCGAUCAUCCUCAGCAUUUGAAGAAUUUGGCUGAAUGUGGGGAAAGAUUUCGACUCCUGGAUCCCAGAGAACUAGACAGUCUGGACGAUAGAGUGACCGCUGCUUUCAAGACAUUCCUACUACCACAAUGUUGGAACAUGAUGGGCCCAGAUUUGAAAGGUGGAAAUGGCAAUGAGACGUUACUUCAUUUUUCUGCUCGCUUGGGACUCUCUCAGUUAUCAUCAUACUUCUUGAGCUUGCCUGGUAGUCAGCUGGCACUUUCCUCCUACAACCACGAAAGAUUACUACCUGAAGAUGUUGCCUUGAAAAAUGGUUUUCAAGAAAUAGCUCAUCGAAUGCAAUAUUUCAGAAAAAAGCAUACAGUGUUUCAGCCUCAUAAGAGUGCUUUGGAGCAAACAAAGCAAAAAAAUGAACUUGUAAUUACCACUGACAUCAAAGGCAGCUACAGAGAAAUAGAUCACGAUAUCCAUGAACUAGAAAAAAAGAAAAUAUACCUAUCUGAUGUAGAGUCAGAAGAUAAUGAUUCUGAAAACAUGAAAGAACUGAAUGCUGUUAAAAAUGGAACUCCAUUCCAUAAUUUAACAAUGAAGUUCACUCAGGAAUCAGUGUCAAACAACCCUUUAAGGUUUGCUUCCUUACCAAGGCAAAGCACCCAACAUCAAUCAUCUCAUUGUCAAGUUAGAGUAUUAGAAGAUAACCUACGGCGUAUAAGAGAUAUCCACGAAGGAAUACAAAAACUGCGGGAAAUAAAUACCAAACAGAUCGUCAUUCACACUUCUAAAGAUGGAUCUCAAAGAUUAACAAGCUCCUGUCCUGCUUUGUAUAUGACAUCGGGAGACGGCUCCAGCGUAUCUUUGGAUGGAGCUGCCAUCACGAUGCGGAACAUCCAACAGAGGAGGACAUCCUUAUCUUCCAAUUCUUUUGAUUCUGCUUUUAUCGAACCAUUUAAUGUCAAGAUUCAUGUCAAUGAUCUGACUCCUGCCCCAUCUCAAGAGUGCCUCAAUCUCUGCUCUCCUCCCAGCGAAAGCGACUGCUCGUUCACAGGAAAGUCGUUGUAUGAGGAUACAAAUGUUUCUAAAAAGUCUAACAUUGGUGGUACAACCUCGAAAAGACUCGCUAAGCGGUCCAGCAAGAAAACACCUACACGACGACAAAGUUGGUCUUCCUUAGGUGCUGGAGGAACAAAUUAUGCUGACGAUAAACAUCUCUUGCAACGGAGGUGGAGUCUCAGCAGUUUAGACUCAGAAACUGAAGAUGCAUUUUGCAAAUCAAAUACAACUGCAAGUUUCAGGUCUAAGAAGUAUUCCACAAAAAAUAUUAACCUCUCACAGAUAUCUAGGGAAAAGAAGCAACAUUUUUCUGAUGGUAGCUGUGAAGAAUCAAUAUUAUCUAAGUCAUCUAAACAGUCUUCUAGUUUCCCAAGUAUGGGAGUUACAACAACUGAAGCUGACGAGAAGGUAGAGCCCCAGAAGACCUACAGUGCUGGUAGCUUGAGUUCCUCUGCUCUGCAAUUCCUGGACACGUUUAAGAACCAACCAUUGCAAAAAUCUUUGUCCACUCCUACUAUAACAGUUGAAGACGAAAUAAUUAAUAAAGCCAAAGAAGAAAAUACACUUUGUAAUAGGCAAAGUUUAAGCACAAUGCACCCUUUACCUCUUCACGACCUUAGCCCUCAGAUGCACGACUCUCUAGAAUGUGAUGAAAAUAUGGCCGAAAUUCAGCAAUUAUCUUUAACUUCAUUAAUUAGAGAUGUCCAAAUGCAAACUGCUGCUGGUGAUAGCGAUGAAGAAAAAGUUUUUGUAAAGAGAAAGAAACGGUCAAGCAUAUUUUUUAAGAAAAAGCCUGACAAAAAUAAAAUUAAAGAAGGAAAGAAAGCUCCCCACCAAUACAUUAUAUGUUCUGGCUCAUUGGGUGUCUGUGAUGUUUGUCAAAAACCAUUUAACAAAAAGACAGCUUUGAAGUGUGAAAAUUGUCUAGUUGUGGUUCAUGAUAGUUCUUGUAAAGAUCAGGUCAUUGACUGUAAUAAAUUCAAGCUGCAGCGAUCUCAAUCCAAGUCAAAUUAUGUAUCAUUAGGAAAAGAAAUGAAUUCAGCUGGAAUCAAUGGUAGUUCUUGCAACAUAUCUCAUUACUCAAAUCGAUACCUCUAUUUGGUGAGGCCCUUGUCACAAAGCAUGUGUCAUCUAGCAAAUCAUGGAAAAGGCUCACUACCAGCAAAUAGCAGGCUCAAUUUCCCUUCUCCUCAUGCCAAUAUACCUCCUCUUGGAGAAGCAGCCUCAAGAUCUAGUUUUAUUAAUCUUAAUAAAAUGUUUAGUGAAGAGAAAGAUGGUGAUGGAAGUGUGGAAUUGUUGUCUAACAUGACAGAAAUCAAUUCUGCUUCUAUGGAGUCUCUAGAUGAAGGUGCUGUUGAAAUUAGUGAUUUAGAGGAUAACCAGAUGCUCAGAUUAAUUGAAGAUGAGGCUGAAACAUGGAAUUCAGCUGCUGAUAAAAACGUUAUUAAAAAAUUAAAGGACAGAGAAAUCAAGCGGCAGGAAGCAAUUCAUGAGCUCAUAAUAACAGAGAAACAUCAUUGUCUUACUCUACAAAUCAUGCAGAAGGUAUAUCACCAGGGAAUGAUAAAGAAAUUGAAUGUACCUCGUGAGUUGGUGGAUAGAUUGUUUCCUUGCUUAAGUGACUUAGUCGAAAUACAUAUGACUUUUCUUCUCAAACUAAGGGAACGUCAAAGCGAAAGUCCUGUGAUAGAUAACAUUGUAGAUAUAUUAGAAGAUCAGUUUCAAGACCAGAAAGCAGAACAAAUGAAAUUUGCCUAUGGUCAGUUUUGCAGUCAACAUAUGGAGUCUCUUAAUUUAUAUAAAGACAUGCUAAAAAGUGAUAGAAAAUUUCAAAAUUUUAUUAAGAAAUGCAAAUCUAAGAAAUUGUGUAAAACCAGAGGAAUACCAGAAUGCUUACUUCUAGUCACCCAAAGAAUAACAAAAUAUCUUUUAGUUUUAGAGUCAUUAAUAAAGGCAGCUAAAGAUAACAAAGAGGAACAAGAAACUCUGGAAUCAAUUCUGCCUUAUGUUAAAGACAUUAUAUCAAGUGUUGAUGUUCAGGUAGCUGAUAAAGAAAAAGAAAUUAGAUUAUUAGAAAUUUUCAAUAGAAUGGACGCCAAAACAACCGUAUUUUAUCGAGGGAAGAAAUUCAAGAAAUCUGAUCUAUUAGCUUGUAAUCGAAAGCUGAGAAAAGAGGGUCCCGUCUCUUGGAAGAGUCCUAGAGGAAAAACUAUCGAUGUUAUUGCAGUCUUGCUGUCAGAUUAUGUUUUCUUCCUUCAGGAAAAUAACCAAAAAUUAUUUUUUGCAUCUUUGGAAAAUAAACCUGGAAUUGUGUCUCUUCAAAAAUUACUCCCUCGCAAAAAAGCUGGGCAAGAUAGUCGAGGCAUUUACUUAAUAUCAUCCAAUCCUAAUGAACCUGAGAUGAUUGAAUUGUUCUGCAAAAGUCCUAAAGACCAAAAAGCUUGGAUGGAUGCGAUCAGGGAAGCUAUUGAUAUGUGUCCUGAUGAAGAUGAGGGUGUACCCAGUGAAACGGAAGAAGAACGAAAACUGGAAGCUGCCAGAGCAGCUCGUAUUAAACAACUUACAAGUCUUUUGCAUGAAAAAGAUUUGCAAUUGGCUCAUAUGUGUGAUGAUAGAAUGCAGGUUUAUGUGGAUUUAUUGGAAAUGGUUGGAAUUGAAUCUGAGCAGUUUGAAAGUAUUAAAUAUUCUCCUUUAAUGGAAAACACCCCUGGAAUGGACACAAAAGAGCUUAUUUCCUCUGCAAUCACCAGUGCAUCAAGACUUGCUAGUAACCUGUAUACUUCUGGUACUAAUUUAAGUCGCAGUGUUAGCAGUGCUGGUGAGCGCCAGAGUGAAACUUACGUUUCUCCACUGUUGCCAAAACGUGCUGAAACGUUUGGUGGGUUUGACAAUCCUACAAAAGAACAAGUCAUUCCCAUUAAAGUUCCGAUGUUCAAAAGAAAACUUCUUCAUUUGAAGGAGCAUAGUGAGUUGUCUAUUUUGCCUUCAAAGCCUAAACCAGACACUGGAAGUAUGGGUGAAUCUCUGGAGAGUGCACUUCAAAACUUUGGCUUACAAACCUCUCUGUCUAUUACUGGGAGAGUACCAUCUGUUUGCAGCAGUCCUGAAAAGCAACAUAGUAGAAAGCUAUUAUCUCCCAGCUUUCAACAACCUCCUGAUAUGCCUUCUUUCAGAGAAAUCACCACUGAAAUUGCUCACCUUACUGCUACUCCUUUACUCAUGACUCAAGGAAAAGAACAACUAAUGCAAAUAGUUGAAUUGGCUCACCAUUUAAACACUAUAAUUUGUUCUGUUUCACAUUUAUCAUCAUCAUAUGAAAGUGCUAAAGUGCAAUUGGCUGAAUCGGAUUACAAAAUGUCCAAGUUAUCUAAAGAGAAGGAAGUUCGCGACAAGAGAAAUCUGUAUAGACCAGAACAUCAACUGGAAGAAUUGCGAAAUUUGCAAAAGCAGCUGAAUCAUGAUCGAGCAGCUUGGCAGCAAGAAAAAUUACAUUUUGAAUCUGAAAUGAAGAAUAAGAAAGAAGAGUUGGAAAAACUACAGGAACAACUCAAAACAGAACAGACAGAUGUAACCCAUCAGAGGGAACUUUUAUAUCGCAAAUUAGAUGCACUACAAAAGCAAGGGAUCAUAUUGAGCCCUUCCCAUAAUGUUGUGAAUCUUAACGCCUGUUCAGUUCGUGAUACCGAUGCCAAAGAGGAAGGCCAUAACUGUAUUGUAAUGUCUGAAAAUGUGCAUCCAACUUCAGCUGACUUUACUCACCGACGAACAGUCUCUUACGACCUGGGUCAAGAUCGGUCAGAAGAGCAAAUACCGUAUGUGUCAUCUGGGUCUAGCUCUGCAGCUCCAUCUCAUCGAAUAGACUCUAAAAACAGACCCUCUCUUAAUGUAUGUGUCAACACAUCCAGCAACAAAGUGGUGCCUUUGCAUUUAUCUAACAGUGCUACAAACAUGCAAAAGCGACAAUCUGUUGCUGUUCAACCUAUUAAACAACAGUUACCCUUAAAACUGGCCAAUACUUUUUCUGCUAAUGGUGCAAAUAUAGUUCCAGUACAAGGUGGCCCACAGCAAGUGUUACCUAUGAAACUUGCACUUGGUUCACUUGCACAAGGUAACCCUACUUUAAAUGUUGCGGAAGGGAAACAUGCUCCAAAAAGAUCGCACAGUGCUGCCAGCAGUCCUUCCUCAACUUUGACCACUCCAGUGCAUGUGAGAGGUGGUAGCAGUCCAGCACUAGUACAGACUACUUCACCUACUGCUGGCACUGUUUCACCCAAAUACAAACCUGAGAGCAGUAUUUUGCAUCACCUGAAGCUGACGAAUGAUAAGUCAAAGAAUAAGAAAGAUGACGGCAAUAAAGAAAUAUUUUGUUGAGUUAAAUUGAUCUCUUCUUUACUUACACUUAUUGUGGAAAACUUUGAUUGCUGAAGUACAAAGUGUUCCAAUCUGAUGCUGGUCAUCGCACACUUUUGAAAUGAAUGGAGUAGUACUUGAUUAUUGUUGAUGGUCUUACUAAGUGAUACAGCCACAAUUGUUUUACACUUAAUGAUGUUUAAUGAUGAUAUUUUAUAAUCUUCAUUGACAGUUUUUAUUUCCUCCACUUUAAAUGAAAUAUUUAUGAACAUGUGGUACUUCACCAUUUGUAUUUUGUAAAUAUAUGUAUAAAAUUGUCUGUUCUGAAAAUGGUACUUGUGAAUACUUAUUUAUGUAGUGAAAUCGCACCAAAAGUUAUACAAAGUACAUACAUUGCAUUUGUGAUUUGUUUCGCAUUUUUUUUUAUUUAUUUUCGGGACCAAUAAUAAUUAUUAAGUUUGACUGCAAGCAGUGUGAUAUUGUUUUUAACACAGAAUUUAUAAAUUUUUGUACAAAAUAGUAUUAUCUUGUAUGUUAUAUCACAAGCAUGUUAACUUCUUGUAAAUUUUGUAGGAGUUCUUUUGCAAAUAAAAAAUAAUAGUUUUAAAAACAUGAAAUUCAUGACUAGAUGUACACUACAAUUAUUUAUUUUUUAAAGCAAAUUUCAUUGAUUUUUGCUAUAUAUAUUUUUUUGGUCAUAGUAGCAUGUAAAUAAUAAUGCUCUCAUAUGUAUUCUUUCAUAUCCUUACAUAUGUACUACUAACUCAAUUAUCAAUAUUGCUUUGAUAUGUCUUUCUUGUGUGAUAAUUUUCUGUGAUCAUUAGUUGAGUGCUGUAGUAUUUUCAAUUCAUAUCUCUUCGCAGAUCAUAGUAAACACUCUCAUAAAAUACUCUAUAUUACUAUUUUUGCUCCCUUUUUAAAGCACUGUCUUGAGUAGAUAGUAUGAAAUCUUAAAACUCAUAUAAUGUCUUCCCUUUUUCUCUUACCAUCUGUUCUUGAAAAUAUCUUCUUUUGUUGUCCCUUAAAAGGGAUUUGCUCUUUUUAGGUAAACACAGGUACCAUUAUCCUAAUGUAUACCAAUUAUCAUUUCUUCUUUUUUUCCCCAUGAAGUUUUCUUUAAAACACUAUUUGAUCACAAUGGAAGACGAGAUACACUUUGUGCUGCAUAUGAAUAAAGCUAAAACAGCGUGAAUAAAAAGCACCUUAUUCACGUUGUUUAGAUUUAUUCACUGUUUGAUAAGCUUAUCCAGAUUAAUGAUGUUAACCUGUGGUACAGUUUAACCAAUUCUGGCUUCUGUGCCAUUAAAUUCUAUAUUCAACUCAACAAUUGUUAUUUUUUGACAAUUUCUUGAUUCUCUUUUUUUUUUCUCUAUUUACAUAUGAUUGAUUUAAUUUGAUUCUUAAAAUAUAGUAAUUAUUUUGAUUUAUUUUGUGUUUUUGUCAACGACUUUGAAAUUUUGGUUUGGAAUGUCUGUUAAGUUUGUCUGGUAAUUUUUAAUUAAUGCCUAAAAUAUUUGCACGUUUUUGAUUAUGUUUACUGCAGAACGGCCAAAAUUUAUAGUAUUUUCAUUUAUUGUAUUUACGUCUAAUAAAAUCAGCUGAAAUUUAAGUAUUUAUUAUCAAGAUAUUGAAAUCAGCAAUGUAUAAAUUACUAAUGAUGUGAUAAUUGGAUGAAUUAGGUUUCUCAAUAUAAUAAUUUUGAACCGACUGCAUUUUUAAAUUAAUUAGCUUAAUGAGUUAAUAAUUUACUCUUAAUGUAAAAAAUAGUUUUAUUUUGAACAAAUAUAUAUUUUGCUGUUUAUAUUCAAGUAAUAAACUUACUAUAUAUGUAUUUUAGUUUGCCUAAUUGUUCAAUCGAAAUUGAAUUAAAAAUGUCUAUUUAUGAGAUUUAUUUGGCUAUGUUUGUUUUAACUAGAGUUUGAUGUCUCUAAAAAUGACUACCACAAGUCAUAUUUUGUAAGUAUUUGAAGUUUAGCUUUUACUUGUUGUCUAAUUUAAUAAUCUAGUAUUUAAAAUCAUAAAAAUUUGUAAAAAUUUUUAGAUUACUGUAUAAUCUAAUAGACAACUUCAAAUCUAUAAAUUGUAAUUUUGCUGCUGAAUAUCUUCAUUUUUCAAUGCAAUUCUUCUGUUUUGUGAAGAUAAAACUUCCUGUAUAGAAAAAAAUUCUGAUAUUUAAUUAUUAGAAAGCAAAUCAUUGUUAGAUAAUUUUUCAUUUAUUUCUAUUCUUGUAUUUCAAAGUUUUAUACAAUAACGAACCUAUUGGGCGCCCAUUAACGUUCUUAUUAUCUGUAUUAAUUUCAUCUGUUUGCAGCCGUAGUUAUAAAAGCGGUGUCAGAGUCUAGUAAAGUGGCUAUGUGCUGCAACAGACCACUUACAGUCCCACCUUAUGAAAAAACUACUGAGUUAUUUCUAUCCCGAAAAGGGAUACACGGUAAGGAAAAAAUUAGUAUUCAAAUUUGUUGAGCCUCUUUAAUUUAGUAUGAAUGGAUACCUUUUGGACAUUAAUGUUUAGAAAAAAAUGCUUUAGAGGUGAAUUUAUUUGUUUCAAAUUUCCUACAUUGUGAUCUAAUGAAAUGAUAUUAAACAAAUUAAAUGUCAAAAUUUUUUUUUAAACUUUCGGUAUUUGAAAUAAAUGUAUCUUGGGAUAAUUAGUUUGUUUUUGUUUUUUUUUCCUUCCAAAAAUAUUUCCUCACGUCACAGUGAAUGCCAAACAAGUAAAUGUGCGUAUCUUUUUUGUAUUAAUGUCCACAACCUGCUUACUUGCUCUAAAUUGCUGAUACCCAUAUUUUUUGUAAAAAUCCUUAAACCUUGUUUACUCACAACAAUUUUUUGUAAUAUUUUUAAAAAGUCCAGGAAAUUUUUCAUGUUUAACAUAAAUUGAAAUCAAAUAAAAUUAUUUCAUAAUUCAUUUCGUAUAAUAUCAUUAUUACUUAAAUAAAUUUUAUUUUCAUUAUUUUUCUUUUCAAUUUUGUUGUACUGUUCUUAAAAUUAUUUCAUCAGUUGUGCCAUUUUAAGAAAUCAUCCAUCAGUAUUUUUGAUUAUUUGUUGUACCAUUAAUACUUUUUAGUGCAUUUGUAUAUUGUCAAGUGUUAUUUAUUUUGCUUUAUAUUAAGAAACGUCUGCAUUUUGAAUUGUACAUCCACGGUGAAGGGUAUUAAAUAAUUUUAUUCCUUUAUGUGCUGCGUGUGCAGAAAUAAAGUCUUUAAUCCUGUAUGAAUAAUUUUUGUUAUAAAUAAAUCUGUACAACAUUAU
This is a messenger RNA of Parasteatoda tepidariorum (common house spider), 9786 nucleotides long. RefSeq names its product rho guanine nucleotide exchange factor 28. Lineage: Eukaryota; Metazoa; Arthropoda; Arachnida; Araneae; Theridiidae. The record is from RefSeq and is a predicted model, not a curated record. Gene Ontology annotation, molecular function: guanyl-nucleotide exchange factor activity. Gene Ontology annotation, biological process: regulation of Rho protein signal transduction.